AUGGAACCAUUCCUCAAAAGAAUACGGCCUGAGUCGGCAUACCCGAGCGAUAUAUCAACCGGUAAAGAAGACGGUCGGCUCAAGGUGAAAGGGAAGAAUUUUCCUUCCAACACUGGUGGUCGGUCAUUCCUGGCGGCGUGGCAGGAUAAAUACGAUUGGCUGGAGUAUUCUACCCUGAAAGACAGUACUUUUUGCUUCUACUGCAGACACUUCGGUGCGCCCAAAGUUGGUAAGGGCUCUCCAUUCUUCAGCGACCCAAACGGUUUCUCGAACUGGAAAAAAGCAAUUCAGAGGUUCGACGAACACUCUGCGAGUGACUAUCAUCAGACUUCAGCCAAGGCUUUCCUACAGUGGCAGCUAAUGAAGGAAAAAGGUCAAUCAGUUGCCACUUUGAUCAAUACCCAAAACCAAGAUGUGAUCAAACAAAAUCGCCAUUACUUGCGAUCGAUCCUCAUUUGUAUUCUUUUUUGUUGUAAGCAAGGGUUGGCCUUAAGAGUGCAUGGAGAAACUCUGUCAAACGUGGCCGACGGCGACAAUCCGGGAAAUUUUCUGGAACUGACUCGCUUGCUGAGUCGUUUUGAUGACGUUGUCAAGCAGAGACUCUCCGAUGGUCCUGGGAAUGCUAGAUAUACUCAUCACUCUAUACAGAAUGACCUCAUCGCCUGUGCAGCGAAGCUCGUUCGUCAGUCUGUAGCAUCCGAGGUGGCUGCUUGCGGUGCUUUCAGCCUCAUAUGCGACGAGGCUCGCGAUAUCGCUCAUACGGAGCGGCUGUCCCUCUGCGUCCGGUAUGUGUAUGACGCGCAGAUCAAAGAGGAGUUCCUCGCCUCUGUUCGGUGCGAAAAACUGGAUGCCGCCAACCUUACAGAGGAGAUUUUCCGCACUCUUGGCGAAGUCGGUAUACAUCCUUCUCUCAUGGUUAGCCAAUGUUACGACGGAGCGAGCGUCAUAAGCGGCGCUGUGAGCGGAGUCGCCCAGCGCGUCAGAGAGCGAGCCAAUGAGGCUCGGUCUGCUAUCUAUAUCCACUGUUUUGCCCAUAGGGUGAAUCUUGUGGUUGUUGAGGUAUGUAGAGCUGAGAGGUUCUCCGGACUCUUCCAGGUGUGCCAAGACCUUCAUCGUUUCCUAGCCAGCUCCAUCGUGAACCCGGUUUUCAAGAAGUCUCAGAAGGGCUCCAACCCUGCAAAGCAACCCAGGAUGGUCCCGUCCCUUUCCGAGACGCGCUGGGUUUGCCAGUUCCGUGCCUUGGAUACCAUGGUAGAAACCAUGCCCGCUAUAUUCGAGACCCUCGAAGUCUUCGAGGAGGAGGGCGGAGAUAGAGGUGGUACUGCUCAGGGACUUCGACUACGCCUUAACGCAGAGUUCAUGGUUAACUUGGUGACUAUGCGCUGGGUUUUGAAUGUUACAGCCGACGUUGCAGAAUCCUUGCAGGAUAAGGAACACACUCUAGCGCAAGGGUUGGCCGAUAUAGACGCUGCACUCACACGUCUGCACAGGCCUUCGCCGACGGAAGAUGAUGAAGUUUGGAAUCUUUUGUGGGAUGAGGCAAAUCGGCUUAUUCUUGACCUUGGUCUUCCCGUCCUUGCCCCAACUUGGGGCCCCCAAGGGUUAGGCGGAGAGCACGGCCCGAUUUCCAUCAGGCCGGGACGGUUCAAAGCUCCCGAGAAUGAAGCUGUGUAUAAAGGCGUGCUUGCCAUGAUCCCAGGCAGCCCGCGUUUCUUGAACGAGGAGGACUUGAUCGGUAUCUUCUGUCAUUACUACCCUGAUGAAUCUGUCUCUUCGAGAGCACUGAAGCUUGAAGUUGCACUCUUGCGAGAUGUUCUACAACGGGGCGGCGAAGAUUUACCAGAAGACCUUCCCUCAAGCGAGAGGAGUUUUUCUACUAUGCGAAGGAUCAUGGAUUAUUUGCGCAACUCUACCGGGGAUGCUAGGCUUUCAAACCUUGGGGUCCUCAAUAUCGCUCGUGAGAGGCUUGAAAGCUUGAAUCUCGAUGAUGUUAUUGAUCUUUUCGCAGAGUCCAACAGGAGAAUGCUUUUGAA
This is a messenger RNA of Perkinsus marinus ATCC 50983, 2033 nucleotides long. RefSeq names its product zmym1, putative. The annotation marks the transcript as partial. The record is from RefSeq and is a predicted model, not a curated record. The transcript has 3 exons. Lineage: Eukaryota; Perkinsozoa; Perkinsida; Perkinsidae.